GCCCUUGUCGCAUCCCCCGGAAAGUUUGGCACAGGCACUACCUAGAUACAGUCAUAUUUCUCCAAACACCAAAACAAAAAGCGAAUUUCACCCGGAGAGCUCACGUGUCAGUGGUAGAAAACACCUCGACAGCUGCCCUAGGCGUGCCUACGGUAGUAGAUGCUCACCAUUCACCACUCCCCACUCCACUCCCCUUACUACCGCCGGUUGUGGUGAUCGUUGGUGCGACCUCAAUGACUCCAUCGAAUCUUUCUCGCUUUACCAGUUCCUGCCAUCGCACUAUUGUACUUGGGAAUCUCCUACGCCCGUCAUGAUUAUGCUGCUUCUCAUCGCCACAAUCCUGUCCAUUGCCCUGCUUCUAUGGACCGGACCUCGUCUACUCUGCCCACAUCUGUCACCUCUCUGGAGUGGCCGUAAGCGAGUCAAGCUUAGCUUUUCACCGAAUCAGCUUUCCGUCUACGAUAUAACUGUUGUCUUGGGCCAGCUAGCAUCAAGGUCUAUCAAACGUUCUCUUGAUGUGUGGUGGUGGUACCGUGAUCCAGAAUCAAUCACACUGAUGGACGAUUCCUCAUUGACUAUGCCUGUUCGCACGAGUCAGAAAGACCUAGAUGCAUAUACGUUGGCCGUUGAGAGAACAACCCAGACAAACGCUUUAUGGACGGGUUCCAAGGCCAUGCUCUUUCUCUCCGCCUUGACCGAGCCAGCCAUGUUACUACUGUUGGCAGAAACCUCAUGCAAACUUUGUCCGCUGGGUGCAGUAAACGUGAGAAAUCGCUUCGAGCUUCUGCGGCCUGACUUGUGUACGGAGCACAGCCUCAAAUCAUUCUCUGGGGCUGGUGUGACAGCAUCUGCUUCGAAGCAUGUGCGGAGGGUUAGAAGAGGGUUUGAAGUCGACCUCCUUCUGACGCUCGACAUCCCUAGAGGUGGUUCAACUGGGACAAUCACAAUCUUUCGACAGAUAUUCACCAUAUUACAAUUUGCGAAGCUCAAUCAGAAAAUCGCUCGAAAAGACCAGUCAGAGAGCGAUUCGCAACCCUUAGCAUAUACGCGUGUGGCAUCGUUCGACGUCGAAUAUGAAGAACCAAGCAGAUGGGCAAGAGUCUGCAAAGACUAUAACCCUAUUCACAUAUCGGCAAUAGCAGCAAAGUUGUUCGGCUUUUCAGGUAAGAUUGCACAUGGCAACCACAUGGUGGCCAAGGCCUUGGAUCUGCUUGAACGAUGUACCCUACCGCCUGAGUAUGAAGCGCUUUAUCGCAGCCAAGAUCCGGUAUGGAUGGAGGUCGUCUUUAAACGGCCCAUAACCGUGCCCGCCGUACUGGAGGUGACGGUCGCAAAAGAUGAUACCAUCUCUGGAAGUUGUAGCGAUUUGAUGCCUUUUCGAAUAUGCAAGGGCGGAGUAUGCAUUGAAGGCAAGCUUGGACGUCUCAAAGACGCAGAAAGCUGAAGACUAUCUUGAAGCACGAUGAUGCAAGAUGAUUUGCGGACAAGCACAGAAGAUGACAGUGAUCCGACUCUGCCGACACCGGAAAACAGCCACCUGUGGACAUCACAAUAUGUAUAAGCGAACCGUGUUUGCCGUGAAGAUGAUGUCAAGAAAUAGGUACGAAAACCAACGGUCUCUGGCCGAGAGCGACGGCUCAAUUGCUCGACCAAUAAUACUGAGCAUACUUGUGGCCUGAUCGCCAGAUUGGGGGACCGCCCUUAUCAACCAUAAUCAGCCACUUGCGCACCGACCUCAUCCUUUUUUUUCAACCACU
Exophiala viscosa is the source of this 1757-nucleotide messenger RNA. RefSeq lists its product as uncharacterized. The transcript has a single exon. The record is from RefSeq and is a predicted model, not a curated record. Bases 311 to 1444 code for a protein of 377 amino acids. NCBI's taxonomy places the organism in Eukaryota, Fungi, Ascomycota, Eurotiomycetes, Chaetothyriales, Herpotrichiellaceae.